CGGCUUCUAUUUUAUUCAUUCUUUGUUUCCUUUAGUCCAAAUGCAGACUCUCUCUCUACUAUUAUAUAACUAGCUAACCCCAGCACUUCUUUUCCUCCAUCACUGACUUUUGAGUUUUGAGAGAUAGAGAAAGCUAAAAGAGAGAAAAAGAAAGAGAAAGAGAGAAGAACAAUGAUCAAGUUGAGGUCAAAGAGGUUUAGCAGAAGCAGUUCUAAGCUGAAUAAUGGUGCGAGUAGCAUUAAAGGAGGAGCUGAGAAAGUGUCUGGAGGCAUUAGUACUGAAAUCAAAUGGGAACUUCGACCUGGUGGCAUGCUUGUUCAAAAGAGAGACAAUGGUGGAAGUAGUGAGGGAGAGGGGAUGAUCACAAUUAGAGUCUCAACUGUCUCUAAAUGGCAUGACAUUUCUAUUGAAGCCACUUCUACUUUUGGAGAAUUGAAGAUGAUAUUGUCAUUGGUAACUAGUUUGGAGCCAAGAGAGCAAAGGGUAUUGUUCAAGGGGAAAGAGAGAGAGGAUGAUGAAUACUUACACAUGGUUGGUGUUAGAGACAAGGACAAGGUGCUAUUGCUAGAAGAUCCAGCCACCAAAGAGAGGAAACUCUAUGGCUUGGCUGGAACAAAACCCAUUGGGACUCCUUGUUGUACUAUUAGUGUAUGACACUAAUUAAUUAUAAACUUCUUGUUAAUUAUUACUAACCACCAAAAAUGUUAAAAUUUGGUGAUGGGUUAUCCUUCUUCACUAGACUAGACUAGGGACUUAUUGUAUUAUUUUUGUGUCGGUUUGGGCAGUUUUAAAAUAUGUAAGCUGAUGCACGUCCUGUGUCAAAUUGCAAAUACU
Molecule: messenger RNA, 834 nt
Organism: Quercus lobata
Lineage: Eukaryota; Viridiplantae; Streptophyta; Magnoliopsida; Fagales; Fagaceae
Product: Ubiquitin-like superfamily protein
Exons: 2
Coding region: 172-654 (160 amino acids)
Molecular function (GO): protein binding
Source: RefSeq, a predicted model, not a curated record